Messenger RNA from Maudiozyma barnettii, 648 nucleotides. RefSeq lists its product as uncharacterized. The transcript has a single exon. Bases 1 to 648 code for a protein of 215 amino acids. Gene Ontology annotation, biological process: regulation of peroxisome size; peroxisome fission. Gene Ontology annotation, cellular component: peroxisomal membrane. NCBI's taxonomy places the organism in Eukaryota, Fungi, Ascomycota, Saccharomycetes, Saccharomycetales, Saccharomycetaceae. The record is from RefSeq and is a predicted model, not a curated record.
AUGGCUGGACCAAUAGACAAAUAUGUUAGAUUUACAGAUGUUACUGAUGUCAGAGAGAAACUACUACGUUGGACUCAAUUCCUAAUUGUUCUUCUCAUUGCAUGGCUCCCCCAGACAGAGUUAUUACCACAACUUAAAUUACAAAUAUUGAUUAUAAGGAAAGUUCUGAGAUGUUUUAAACCUUUACAUCAUGUAAAUAUUGCUUAUCACAAUUAUAAGACAACCGGAAAUUCAUUAAUAAUAUUGAAAAACAUUUUUUUUACGUUGUACUUGGGUUUAGAUCAGAUAGUAUUGCUACGUAUGAUAAAUAUAAUACCUACAAACUCUUUCACAUUACAACAGGCUCCUAAAUUUGCGAACCUGUUUUGGUUGUCUGCGUUAAGUGUUGAUAUUAGAAUAAAUUUGGAAAGCAUAAAGAACAUUGAAGAUGAAGUAAGACCAAAUGUGAAGAACGAAAACAAGAGCUAUCAUAGGAGACAAACAAUUGAAAAACGGAAUAAUGCCAUAAGAAAAAUAAUAUGGGAUGUGAUGGAUUCAUAUAUUGUUUCCACAUACCUUCAAUAUAUGAAACCAUACAGUUCCAUUGUAGGUAUCUUUGGCAUGUUCACAUCGACGCUAGCGCUCCACGAUAUCUGGAAGAAAUGUUAA